This is a messenger RNA of Trichomycterus rosablanca, 834 nucleotides long. It is a transcript of the gene dusp28, whose product is annotated as dual specificity phosphatase 28. Gene Ontology annotation, biological process: protein dephosphorylation. The transcript has 3 exons. Gene Ontology annotation, molecular function: protein tyrosine/serine/threonine phosphatase activity. The record is from RefSeq and is a predicted model, not a curated record. Gene Ontology annotation, cellular component: cytoplasm. Bases 122 to 574 code for a protein of 150 amino acids. NCBI's taxonomy places the organism in Eukaryota, Metazoa, Chordata, Actinopteri, Siluriformes, Trichomycteridae.
AUAGCAUCUGAACAGAAGCUAAGGCCCUGUGUCCAGACCCCCACCGGAACUGAAGCUCCACAUCUCUGUGAGUAACGUGAACAUGAGUUAAUGUAGUCGAGGUUUCGUUGACGUGGUCUCGAUGCAGCAGCUGUGUAAGGUUACAGACUCCCUGCUGAUCAGCAACGCUCGCUCAGCCUGCGACGCAGAGCUCAUCCGGAAGGAGGCUGUCACCUUCUGCAUUAACGUAUCUAUACAACAGCCCUGUCCAUCGUCCCCGGUCAGGACCCUGCGCGUGUCUGUCUACGAUGACCCCAACGAGAACCUGCGCCAACACUUCAACCUCUGCGCCGACGCAAUACUGAAGGAAGCAAAGCACGGAGGCCGGACGGUCGUGUACUGCAAGAACGGGCGCAGCCGCUCGGCCACCGUCUGCGUAGCCUACCUCAUGAAGCACCAGGGUCUGUCUUUAACUGAUGCGUUUGGGGUGGUAAAAGGUGCUCGAUCAGUGGUGGAGCCCAACCCCGGUUUCUGGGCUCAGCUGGAGCAGUAUGAGGAGGAGCUGAAGAGCAGGAGGUCCGCAAGCAACAACUAGAAGCUCUCGUCACUUUAAAUGCCUUCAGUCGACCACGAGAUUCAUCCGUUCUGUUUAUGGCCUUGGAUUAAUGUAAAAUCAUCGAAGGAUCAGCCUUAUAUCAGGCUCAGCUCAAGGUGUCAUAUGCUGUGGGUUAUACAGAAAUGUUAUAGUGCACUGUAGUAGCACUGCAACUGUGCUUGUUAUUCUCAGGUGUUCAAAUCAAAUGACUUUAAGCUCGAUCAGUGAGCAAUAAAAAGCAUAAAUGUUUAAAAAUAUAA